Messenger RNA from Cladocopium goreaui, 2430 nucleotides. The record is from the annotation of a GenBank genome assembly. Lineage: Eukaryota; Dinophyceae; Suessiales; Symbiodiniaceae.
AUGAAGGACGGCAUUGAGAUUGAAGCGCAGCGCUCGCGCUUGGAGAUCCUAAAGAUGAUGCACAACAUGAAGUUGUGGCAAGGUGGUCAUGUACUCUCGCUUUCCUUGUCGCACUUCGCCAAUGAUUUUGAUGCAUCGGUGCGCUGCCUUGUUUCUUUUUGGCUGGAGGGUCUCCGGCCCAUGGUCUUGGGUACCACUAUGAAGGCGUUGCUGCGAGAGGCUCGUUUGGCCGGGCAGACUGCCAAGAAUAAGUACCUGCUGCGGCCAGAGAGGGUGCGAAAAGCCAAGGAGCACAUGCGUUUGCUUUUGCAGCGUGAAGACUAUCGGUAUCUUAUGCAAGCAGAUGAGCUCUACGAACAGUUGAUGGCGCAAGGCCAACGCCGGGCUAGACGCCUUGGCUGUCCAGAUUGGAAAAAGGAAGCGGUGGAUUUGGUGGCUGGGGCUUUGAAAGCGGCGCCCCUGGCUAUUUGGUUUGGCUCAGGGGAUUGGGCCGUAAGAGUGCCGUAUUCGUUCAGUGCUGCCUCCAUUUGGCGCACUAAAAUCCCACUGGGACUGAGUAGGCCGGAGCUUUCAGAGAAUCCUGGCGCGCUCCUACAAGCUCUUGAGGAGCGAGGGGUGGUUGAAGAGAUCUAUGGAUAUUUAGAUAGUAGUUUGCAGAAGCCCCAGGAUCCUAAGUCCUGUCACCAGGCUACCCCAGUGGAAGAAGUGGCACCACCAUCGCAGCAACCUGUGGAGAAUGGCAUGGGAUGGCAGCUGGGCCUUCGUUUGCUGGAGGGUCAAGCUUUCUUAGACUACUUGGAUGAUGCAGAUGCGGCAGGUCGGGAACUUGCUUGGCAUAUCGCCUUUGAAUCCCAACGUUUCAAGAGCCGCCAGGUGCCUGCUGUUGUCGCGCCACGCUUUGAUGAGACGAUUCAUAUGAAGCUGCCAUUGGUUGGUUCCCGGAAUGGGCUCUUGCAACACUUGCCGCCAGUUCAUUUGGUGCUGGUGUGUUAUGGAGGCAGUGGCAGUGGUGAGGAACCUCCUUGGGACACAGGCUCUGGCACAUUGAUCUGCAGUCACUACCUCGAGUGGCGGCAUUGUCUGAGCACCUCGGGGCCCUUGAAGAUGACUGUGGAGCUUCAAGGCGUUGGGAGGCGGCACAAACUUUCCAUAGGGGUCUUACAUGCCGAGCUGGAACUGAAGCCAGUAGGCGCUGAGCCUUUGCCGCAGCUAGCGGUGGCAGCACAGAUUAGGGCAGAGGAGCAGCAGCGUGCUGAGGUAAUGCGGAGAUGUUUCGAGGAGUUGGACCGAUGGUGGUCAGAGCAUCACAUGCUCUACCCUUCUCGAUCCAUUCGGAUCUUCGCACAAACUGAGAGCUGUUUGUUCUUGCCGGUGACAAGCUUUGUGGCACCGCUUCAUGCAGGAAGGCACUUGGAUGGGCCUGGCCAUGCCUUACGUUUCGUGUCCCUGAUGGCCUUAGAACAGGUGACUGGUGAAGCCUCCUCAGCAGAGCCGCGUUGGCACAGCUUUCUGGCCAUGUGGGCAAAAGGCCGAUGCACUGCUGAAGAACGAGCUUUGCUGCUUUGUUCCUUGUUACUCGGAUAUUCCCUGGAUGCGUGGUGCUGCCUGGGCACGGAUGACAAAGGACAAGCUCACGCCUGGGUCGUAGUUCGAGAUCGAGGUGAUGCAUCUUACCCCUCUCAGGUGACGUUUUGGGAUCCUCAAACGGGAUCUCGCCUGCGGGCAGAUGACCCGGCCUUUCUAAAGUCGCUUUGUUCCAUGGACACUAUCUUCAACCACCGCCGCAUUCUGGUGUGUCACAACGAAGAACCAUCACAAGUCUCAUUCGAUUUCAGUGAUCACCGAAGCUGGCUUUGGGCCCCAGUUGAUGAGGAGAUGUUGGAUGUCCUGCGCUUAUAUCCUUGUAGAAAGUGUCCAGGCUUCGCAGAUCUCCUGCUUCACAGAUGGAGCCCCUCCUGGAACGUCGAAACCCUCGAGGAGGCCAUUGAGGACCGCCUGCUUGCUGCCAUUCGAACCCAUCGUGAAGCUUUGGGUAACAUCACCAUGGUAGACCGCCACUUAGGGCAGCUGCUGCAUGUCGCAUUGGUCAAUCUUGAAUAUGAACGUCGAGGAAUGCAAUCCCAAUCGUCUGUCUUUGAGAACCUGGCCACAAGAGUCUGUGCUCCUGGCGAAGUACUACGUGCCACACCUGUGCAGUUCAACCACUUGCGCGUCUCAUUGUUUUGGCCCGCUUUGAGUCAGAGAAGUACUGUGCAGGAGAUCUUGGCAAAACCACAGGCUUCGUUUGCGGUACGCUGCCGCGUGGUGCUUCAGCCCGAGACAACUGUUGCAACCUGGGUGCUGCUCGCAGCUAAGGGACGUGGAUCGUUGGGCUUGACAGCUGCUGCUGCAAGCUUGCUGCCGGUCUGGAUGGACAGUUCCAAGCAGUGA